Molecule: messenger RNA, 978 nt
Organism: Dromiciops gliroides (monito del monte)
Lineage: Eukaryota; Metazoa; Chordata; Mammalia; Microbiotheria; Microbiotheriidae
Gene: BSND
Product: barttin CLCNK type accessory subunit beta
Exons: 4
Coding region: 1-978 (325 amino acids)
Biological process (GO): chloride transport
Cellular component (GO): basolateral plasma membrane
Molecular function (GO): chloride channel regulator activity
Source: RefSeq, a predicted model, not a curated record
AUGGCCGAUGACAAGACUUUCCGUUAUGGCUUCAUCAUCUUGGGCUUGUUUCUGUUGGCCGUGGGCAUGUUCAUCAUGACGGCGGACCGGCCGCAGGUUUACAUCACCUUCUGCGUCUUUGGUGGCAUCAUGCUGAUCUCAGGGGUCGUCUGGAGCAUGUGCCAAUGCUACCCCAAGAUCGCCUUCAUCCCAGCUGACACAGAUUUUGAGAGCUUCCUGUCCCCGAAGGCUCUGGGCGCCUCUGAGGAUGGCAUUCCUGAGAAGAAGGGUUCCCAGCCUCCUUACUCUAGACUGGAAGAAGAUGAAGCCUCCAUGCAGAACCCGCCUGACUAUCGUCACAUCCAGAUGAAGGUCUUUGGGUCCGGGGAGGACCAGGGUGUCCUGUCAGCCCUGAGCCUGCCCCAGGCCGAGCUCCAAGCUGGAGGAGAAGGAGGAAGAGAAGGAAGGGGCCCCUACUCAGAGUCUUUCACGGAGGUGACUGUCGUUGUCCACCGGGGCCUGGAUGGGGAGGCUGAGAGCCACCCAAGCCAGCCUGAGGCCAGCCAGACAACCGGACCCCUGGUCACUGCUGCCCCCCUGGCCUCCUUCCAAGAGGACUUGGACUCCAGCGGUGAUGGCGGAAGCAGGAAUCCCUCCCCUCCCGACGGUGAAGAGCCCUGGUCCGGCAAAGCCGACUCUCAAGCCGAUCGCUACCCAGACUUUGCUCUGAUCGAUGCCGCCGGAGGCGACGAGGACUCCCCCAACCUCAGCCCCAGUCCCAGCCCCAAGCCCAGUCAGGCCACUUCUCCAAACUUCUGGCCCGGGCCCAAGCCGGGGACAACGGCUCCCGGGGGUGCAGCUUCUGAAGGAGGCCUUCCUGACUGGGUGGAGACUUCUGAAAUGGGCCCAGAGGAGCCUGAGGAGGAAGAGGAGGAUUUGUACUAUGGACUGAAGGAUGGGCCAGAUGAGGAGCUGUUUGACUUUGAGCCAGAUUCCUAG